This is a messenger RNA of Amblyraja radiata (thorny skate), 1599 nucleotides long. RefSeq lists its product as uncharacterized. NCBI's taxonomy places the organism in Eukaryota, Metazoa, Chordata, Chondrichthyes, Rajiformes, Rajidae. Bases 1 to 1599 code for a protein of 532 amino acids. The transcript is spliced from 8 exons. The record is from RefSeq and is a predicted model, not a curated record.
AUGCCGAUUAUAAACGUGGCGUUGGGAGGAAGUCCGACCCAGUCCAGCACGGAACAAGAGGCAGGUGCUGAACGAGCCAUUGACGGGAACAGCGACAGCGACUUCUGGCAUGGUUCAUGCGCGCGGACCAGGAAAUCCAAGGACCCUUGGUGGAGAGUCGAUCUAAAAGAAAGCUAUUACAUGUCAGAAGUAAGAAUCACCGUCAGAGCAGACUGCUGCUCGGACCAGCUACUAGGAGCAGAGCUCCGCAUCGGGGACUCGCUGGAAAACGAUGGCAAUUCCAACAGACGCUGUGGAACCUUUGCUGCAGUUGCUUUGACAACACUUACCUUCAACUGCGAUGGAUUUGAAGGUCAAUAUGUGAACAUCUUCUUGCCGGGACAGGAUAAAAUCUUGACCCUGUGCGAGGUUGAGAUAUUUGCAUCAGAAAGUCCCCAAACAGAAAACGUGGCGUUGAGAAUGAGAGCGACCCAGUCCAGCAUAUAUGAAGGGGCAGUUGCUGAGCGAGCCAAUGACGGGAACAUCGGCACCGACCUCACGCAUGGUUCAUGCGCGCGGACCAGGAAAUCCAAGAACCCUUGGUGGAGAGUCGAUCUAAAGGAAAGCUACAACGUGUCAGAUGUAAGAAUCACCAACAGAGCAGACUGCUGCUCGGACGAGCUCCUAGGAGCCGAGAUCCGCAUCGGGGACUCGCUGGAGAACGAUGGCAAUUCCAACACACGCUGUGGAAUCGUGUAUUCAGUUGCUGGGACGACGUUGACCUUCAAUUGUGGUGGAAUUGUCGGACAAUAUGUGAACAUCGUCAUCCCAGGCCCGGAUAAAACUUUAACCCUGUGCCAGGUUGAGAUAUUUGGCUCAGAACUCCCGCUCUUCCAUGGAAAAGAAAACCUGGCGUUGGGAGCCAGUCCGAUCCAAUCCAGCACGGAUGAAGGGGCAGUUGCUGAGCGCGCCAAUGACGGUAACAGCGACAGCGACUUCAGGCAUGGUUCGUGCUCGCGCACCAGCAAAUCCAAGAACCCUUGGUGGAGAGUCGAUCUAAAUGAAACCUACCUGAUAUCAGAUAUAAGAAUCACCAACAGAGCAGACUGCUGCUCGGACCAGCUCCAAGGAGCCGAGAUUCGCAUCGGGGACUCGCUGGAGCACGAUGGCAAUUUCAACAGACUCUGUGGAAUCGUUGAUUCAGUUUCUUGGAAGACAUUGACCUUCUAUUGCGGUGGAAUUAUCGGUCGAUAUGUGAACGUCAUCAUCCCAGGCCCGGAUAAAACGUUAACCCUGUGCGAGGUGGAGAUAUUUGUAAAGCUUUCCCACCCAACAGAAAACGUGGCGUUGGGGGCAAGUCCGACCCAGUCCAGCACGGAUGAAGGGGCAGCUGCGGAGGGAGCCAAUGACGGUAACAGCGACAACGACUUCAGGCAUGGCUCAUGCUCGCGCACCAGGAAAUCGAAGAACCCCUGGUGGAGAGCUGAUCUAACGGAAAGCUUCAACGUGUCAGACGUCAUAAUCAUCAACAGAGCAGACUGCUGCUCCGACCAGCUGCAAGGAGCCGAGAUCCGCAUCGGGGACUCGCUGGAGAAUGAGGGCAAUUCCAACAGACUGUAA